Molecule: messenger RNA, 750 nt
Organism: Adineta steineri
Lineage: Eukaryota; Metazoa; Rotifera; Eurotatoria; Adinetida; Adinetidae
Source: the annotation of a GenBank genome assembly
AUGGCUUCUUCUGGAGCUGAAUCGACAGCAAAUACAGAUCAAAAAGAUGAUACACGAACAAAUAAACCUCAAAGACGACAUUCAGCAAGAUCUAAUUUAAGUACAGCUCCAGCAAGAACUCGUACUGCUAGUACACGUCAUAAUAAAUUAUAUCGUGCUCCACCAACUCCACCACCUGAAGUACAAUUUGAACGUGAAAAAAGUUUUAUACUUGAUUGUAAAGCUGUUUCACAUAUUUCAAAUGAUUAUUCACCAGCUAAUCCAAAAUAUGGUUCUGUUAUUCCACCAUAUAAUUCACGAUAUGAUCAACAUACGGAUAAUUAUUUUAAAUUUUUUGGUUUAAAAAGUACAUUGAAAAAAACUGGACAACAUGAGGAUCAUGAAUCCAUUCCUGGUCAUAUACAAGAUCGAUUUUAUGCAACGGGACAUGGUUUUCGUUAUAUAUCACGUCGAAAUACAAAUGGUGCAGGACAUUCAAUUGAUGAAGUACGUGGGCAUGAUCUGUUUUUAAGUGAUCCAAAACCUGUAGUUAAUUAUCAUGGACUUUUCGGUUAUCGUCGUAAUACUCCAUCACUUCGUCGACAACCAACAAUUGGUACAAAAACCAUUGACAUUAAAGGUAUUGUUCCAUAUGGCCGUUUUUCGGUUGUAUGCUGCGGUCAACCUUACGCUUAUAAUUGUCAAUGUAAAUUUGAUCAACCAUGUCGAUGCCAUAAUCAAGAACAAUUUUGUCGAUGUAUUCAUACAUAA